Molecule: messenger RNA, 1353 nt
Organism: Penaeus vannamei (Pacific white shrimp)
Lineage: Eukaryota; Metazoa; Arthropoda; Malacostraca; Decapoda; Penaeidae
Source: RefSeq, a predicted model, not a curated record
AUGACGUCAGUGGCAGACCUAAGACAACCUUCCCUUGUGAGGUCAAUCUUGACAUUAUAUGCCUCUGACAUGGCUCUGUUGACCUUUGAUACUGGUGUCAGGUCAUCUGGGUCAAGGGAAGAGAUCGGAGCAGACCCAACCAACACCCGAACCUCCCAAAGACACGCGCGCAGACGAGACAGGACAGACAGCCACGCCGUCACCCACCGAUCCCCCACGCCCACGCCCACGCCCACGCCCACGCCCACAAGUUCUCCCGAAGCCUGCCUCACCCGGCGCAGACGAGACAGGAGACAGCCACGCCGUCACCCACCGAUUCCCCCACGCCCACGCCCACGCCCACGCCCACGCCCGCAAGUUCUCCCGGAAGUGCCUGCCUCACACGCGCGCAGACGAGACAGGACAGACAGCCACGCCGUCACCCCACCGAUUCCCCACGCCCACCGCCCGCCCACGCCCACGCCCACGCCCGCAAGUUCUCCCGGAAGUGCCUGCCUCACACGCGCGCAGACGAGACAGGACAGACAGCCACGCCGUCACCCACCGAUCCCCCCCGCCCACGCCCACGCCCACGCCCACGACCGCAAGUUCUCUCGGAAGUGCCUGCCUCACACGCGCGCAGACGAGACAGGACAGACAGCCACGCAGUCACCCACCGAUCCCCCCGCCCACGCCACGCCCCACGCCCGCAAGUUCUCCCGGAAGUGCCUGCCUCACACGCGCGCAGACGAGACAGGACAGACAGCCCCGCCGUCACCCACCGAUUCCCACGCCCACGCCCACGCCCACGCCGCAAGUUCUCCCGGAAGUGCCUGCCUCACACGCGCAGAACAGGACAGACAGCCACGCCGUCACCCACCGAUCCCCGACGCCACGCCCACGCCACGCCACGCCCACGCCCCGCAAGUUCUCCGGAAGUGCCUGCCUCACACGCGCGCAGACGAGACAGGACAGACAGCCACGCCGUCACCCACCGAUCCCCCGCCACGCCCACGCCCACGCCCACACCCGCAAGUUCUCUCGAAGUGCGCUGCCUCACAGCGCGCAGACGAGACAGGACAGUACAGCCACCGCCGUCACCCACCGAUCAGCCCCGCCACGCCCACGCCCACGCCCACGGCCCGCAGUUCUCCCCGGAAGUGCCUGCCUCACACGCGCGCAGACGAGAAGGACAGACAGCCACGCCGUCACCGACACCGCCCCCCCACCGCCCCCCACGCCCACGCAACACGGGCCCACAGCCCUGUCACCCACGCCACACGCCCACGCCCGCAAGUUCUCUCCGGAAGUGCCCUGCCUCUCAUAGCCGAGGCAACCUUCCCUUCAGGCGAGUUCUAUGAGCGAGCCAAAUAA